AUGAAGGAUACAAAAUUAUCCGAGUGGAAGUAUUUAAACUUGGUAAAUUUAAUAAAAAAAAUGGAAUUGUGUCAAAAGGAUUUGUUGGAAUAUAAAAGAAUGGAAAUAAAAAUAGGAAAACAAAAAGAACAUAAACAAAGUAAAGAAGAUAAACAAAGUAAAGAAGAUAAACAAAGUAAAGAAGAUAAACAAAGUAAAGAAGAUAAACAAAAUAAAGAGGAUAAACAAAAACAAAAUGAAGAGGAUAAACAGAACAAACAAGAUAAACAGAACAAACAAAACAAACAAGAUAAAGAACAGAAAAAAAAAAAGAAAAAAGAAGUAUUACACAAAAAGAUAAAGUGUAACAAUAAAACGAAAAAUAAAAAUACUUUAAGGAAAAACGAAAAAAUUAUCCUGCUGAAAAGUAUAAAAAAAAAUAAUUCAAGAAAAGGUCCCGUAACUUUAAGGGGAAAAUUAGAUGAGGAAGAAAAAAAAAAUAAAAUAAUAAAAAAAAUAAAAAAUAAAAUAAAAAAAAAAAAAAAGACCGAAUUCUCUAAAACAUAUGUACUAAAAAAAAAUAUUAUAACAAAUAAAAAUGAUAUGAUGAACGUAUAUAAUAAUUCUAUGAAUGAUGAUAAAUUCUUUUUAUAUUCGAAAAAAUUUAUAAAAAGAAAAACAAGAAAGACAUUUAAAUCAAAUAAGUAUGUAACAAGUGUUCCUCAUCAUGUAGAUAAUAAAAGAAAAAAACAAGAACAAAAAAACAAUAUUAAAAAAUAUAAUAUGAAUCAUAAUAACAUAUUAUGUACAUCAUCUACAAAUAAUAAGUUAGAAAUAAAAAAUAAUUCAAACGAUAAAUAUUUUAAAUUAAAAAAAAAAAAAAAAAAAAAAUAUAUAUAUAUAUAUACACACAUGAAUCCUAAAAUGUCACAAAAGACACAUACCUUUGUUAUUCUCAAUUCUUCUAAACAGAAAAAAAAUGAAAAGAAAAACAAAAAAAAAAUUCAUUUGAAAGUACAAGGGAAAAAAAAAAAAUAUGUACCCAAUUCUUUAUUUCAUAUAAACCAAAAGAAAUUAUAUCAAAACCAUAAGAAAAUAUAUGGAAAAAAUAAAAUUAACAAAAAUGCUCUUUACAAAAUAAAAUAUGUAAAAUGUAAUAGGAAUAAUAUACCAAAGCAUAAAAUUUAUUUCCAUAAUACACACAAUCACAAGAAACCAUCCCAAGAUAAACAUAUUAAGCUGAAAAAGUGUAGAGCUCUUUUGAACGCCUUAAAUCGUACAAGUUGUAUAAUUUUUACAAAGAAAAAGAAAAGGGAAAAGAAGUACAAAAUAAAUAAAUAA
Plasmodium falciparum 3D7 is the source of this 1320-nucleotide messenger RNA. RefSeq lists its product as uncharacterized. The record is from RefSeq and is a predicted model, not a curated record. NCBI's taxonomy places the organism in Eukaryota, Apicomplexa, Aconoidasida, Haemosporida, Plasmodiidae.